This is a messenger RNA of Lineus longissimus, 19991 nucleotides long. RefSeq lists its product as uncharacterized. The record is from RefSeq and is a predicted model, not a curated record. NCBI's taxonomy places the organism in Eukaryota, Metazoa, Nemertea, Pilidiophora, Heteronemertea, Lineidae. The transcript is spliced from 2 exons. Bases 94 to 2259 code for a protein of 721 amino acids.
UGGAGGUCUGUGCGGGUUGCUGAACAAUUUCAGAUGAUGAAUUGUAAAAGAUGACAGAGACUACAAUCACACAGAGUGGUAUGGUGACACACCAUGUCUCAGCAGACCAAGGUUCGUUUUGGGCAUCCGGUGGUCACCUCAUCAAUGGGAGCAUGCUAUACACUUCCAUCACGAGGUGAGUUCCAAAAAAAGAAACGUAGGGAGCGACAUCCUGCUGGGGACUCGUCCGUCAGUCACGUCAGUCAAAAUGGUGCUAAAUCAAUCACAACACCGGAAAUCCCACCAUUCAGCAGGUCAAGCUCCGUUUGUGAUAGACCCAGCCCAGUACGAGAGGUACCAAGCCCAGUUAGUAGCUGCAGAGACAGUCCAGUCAACAGCGCUGCAGCCAGUCCGAUUCUGCCGAGACUGCCAGAAAAUCUUAGAAGACCAAGCCCAGAAGACAAAAGCGAUCAACGGUUACCAACUUUGGACAGUCCUAGUCCUGCCAGAGAGAGCAACAGGCCUUCACCAGCAGGGUCGAUCCCUACAAUACCAGAGGAGGAGGAGCCGAAUUCACAGGCAGGAUCAUUCUCCUCGAAUCGUAGGCGGAGGCACUCCUCUGGACAACGAGUGGUUCGGAGGACUCGAACACGGCACCACAGGCCGGUGUUUGCCAGUCGGAAAGUGGACGUCUUGGGGCAGAUGCAGAUUAUGUGUGCUGUGCUCAUCAUAAUAGUGGAAUUAUUACUUGUCACAAAGUUCCCAUUACCCGAUCAUUUUCCUGGGAUAGGAUUCGUAGCUGGGUUAUGUUUCCUGGUCUCUGGUGGCCUUGGUAUCUUGUCCUCAUGUACACAGAAACAUGCACAGAUUCUACUGUGUAUGAUGACUGCUAUCAUUGCCAUGGUGGUGGCUGCGUUUGUUGCAGUGUUCGCUACACUCGGGUUUAUGGAAUCGCUAAGCUAUCAAGGCUAUGGAGACGAUGGCGAUGAUCACGAGGUGCUAAAUCAACUGUUUUACAUGCUACAAGCGAUAAUUUGUUCUAUCGAAAUCAUUGGCGCGCUUGGCCAGGCUACCAUCUGUUGUUGUGCUACUUGUUGUCUGGAUUGCAAAUGCCGUCGACGAGCAACAGAAAUCACGGUGAUUUAUGCGACAUGUCCUACGACAGGCUCAUUAGACGACAUUAAAAAACCUGAAGAAAGUGCUGGCGAAAAAGAAAUGCACGACUUCGUCGACAGAAUAAAAGAUGAGAAGGAUUUUGAUGAUAAAAAUAAUAAGGAUGAGGGAAUAGAAAACGAUGAGAGUACAAGUGGCUGUGAAACAAUGAUGGAUGACGAGGAUGUGCUAAAGAGUAACGAAGAACUAAAUGAAUUCUGGGUAAUUCCCCGUGUAGUUAGAGGCGGCCAGCGUGCUCGCAGUGAUUCUAGUUCUUCGAAAAAGCGUGAACGGCAGCCAAGUGGCAAUAGCGGUAAACAUCGGCAUUUUAGCGAUUCUAGUGUAAAAAGUGAGAAACGUGAUCGGAAUUUUAGUGGAAGUAGUGCAAAAAGUGAGAAACGUCGACAUAGUUCCUCUUCAAAAAUGUAUGACAAAAAAGAGCGCCAUGAUUCUGGUUAUCCAGAAACCCCUGUCGAUAGUAUUGCACCUACUUUUGAUAGAACUACCAUAUUGGACCCAAUGGUUCUUGUGAAUUAUGGGUCCGGUGAUACGAUUGUUCGAAAUGAACGCGGUUCUGAAUCGAGUGUGAGAGGAUCACAGCAAACUGUUUGUAGUGAGCGGAACUCAGACGCUAGUAAUAGAUGUUUGGAACAGGCUGAUCCCAGUGCUCAAAAUUUACCUGGUUGUUCAGCUCAUUCUGUUCAGCAGUGUCGUAGCAAUUCCCAGGACGAAGAUUCUGUGUUCGUUGACGUGGAAUAUGUUCCACAGAACACUGUUCGUACCACUGUGGUUAUGGAUGAUUCUUUUACAAACUCAAAUUCUUGUUUUGGAGAUUCUCGAAAUGACAUGUUAUUAGGAGCUAGUCGCGAUGAUUCUCAAACGCGUGAUAUCACUUUAUUCGAAUCCUCUCUUCGGCGUGUACGGGCGGAAGAGAAUCUACAGCGUGAUAGUUCAGUACAGAACUGCCGCGGACCUUCACGCCAGGAUUCGAACAUGUCAAAUGUGAGUGAUUGUCUUUCAGCCCUAGGUUUACAGUUGAGCAGCUUACAGACAUCAGAAGAGGAUACAUCUGAAUCCAGUGGAAUAAAGUCCAUGAGCAGAGAGUCAUCCUUGGAGUACACAUCGUGAGGUACAGUGUAGUUUGCUAGCUAUACUUUGCAGUUGCAUGAAGUGUCAAGAAUCCUACUGGGUGUUAAUACCAAAGUUAUAUUUUGGUAUGGUACGUAUUCUUGUUGGUGUCAGACGCCCUUCCACUGCGACCGUGCCAGGAAGUUACCAAAAGCUGUUUGUAUCAGAAAAUGCAACAACAAUUGUUCGUUUACAUUUGGUGACAUCCAAUGAUGACACCCGUGUUCUCACGGCUCGUAGAUGAACUGGGUUGUCGCGAAUCUGAUACAACCUGGUACUGAUAUUUUUAAGGGCAGGAGAAGUUCUGGUUUUAUCAUGAUGUUAAAACUGCAUGCAAGUGUCAUGCAGAUAUUUUUAUUGGAGAAGUACAUGUGCUUCUUUCCGUCGCACCAGAAUGUGUUCAAGAUGUUUUUGUUGUUCAUCCUUAAAAACGAAUGAGGAUGGCAUGAGAGUGUGGUAUUAUACUACUCAUUAUGACAAAUUUUUAUUUUUGAAACUAGGUCUACCACAAACGUUGUGGUUACUUGCACGUAAACAUGAGAUUUUCUACUUUUGUGAUUGCUGUUUGACCGAUUCCAAGAUAAGCAAGUCACUAGUAAACUACUGUGUGUAUAGAAUUUUCAUAUUUCCACCAAAAGAUUUCUUAAUUGGUAUUGUAAAAUGAAAGAGCGAGGUACAUGUUUUGAGUUGAGUAUCAGUAAUGAUGCUCGGGACUGAGUUAUUUGGAAGAGAACAGACCGACUGACCCCAGACUACCGUUGAGUGAGCCCUGUUUAUAGCCAUCUGUGAAUCUUCAACAGAAAAAUCGUCGUCAACAAUUACAAUGCCUGUAAGAGAGCUGAUCUGAGCAUUUUAACCAGUGGUCAACUCUAAUGCCCAUGUACCUCACUCAUCAGUCAGGGCUAGAAAUUCGUUGCACAAGGGGACUGCAAUUUUUGGCCCAAGGAACAUACCAAAAAGGGCACUUAACCUAUUUUUUUGAAAACGAAAAGGGCAGCAAUAUUGAAAAGUGUAAAAAGAAAAAUCUGCAGAGACUUGCCAGUCAACGGAGAGCAGCACCGAGGGAAUCCCACUAUUCUUGCUCUGACCAAUGCCAAUUAAAAUCACUUUUUGGAGCUUUUUGCCAUACAUAAAAUGUCUUUGCUUUUAGAGCUUUUAUUUGAAUCUAACUCUGCCAUUGAUGAUUUUUGUAAAAAAUUCAGACUUGCACUUUUAGUUUCAAAAUUGAAUUCAGCUUUCAUGAAAGAUUUGACAUGGAAUUUAUCACAUUCCUGAGGGAAAAUUGGAUCUGAUUUGGAUAUGAAGGUGACUGAUCAAGAAUGAAGAAAGACAAUUCUCUUUAGUCUUCAUAAAUUCUUGGCGAUAUCAUAAUACAUGUAAUAAGUGUACUCAAUAUUCCGGUUAUUGUGGUAUUCAAAAAAUAGCAGGCAUUACAGUGAUAACUGAUUACUCUUCUUUUUUUUUAAUAUACACGGAUGACAGAAUCAUAGUUUUUUUACUCUCAUGAACCAAUGUUCCACCUGGAGGUCUUCUUGGUCAGCUGCAGAUCAUAAUUUUGUUACAGCCAGUCAUUGAUUGCAUUCAUAUUUGAGCAAAUUCAUCAAAGCUUCAUGUCAGGUAGUACAUCCUUCCAUAAAAUCUAUAUUAACCGACAUAUUUCCCCAAUCCAAUACCCUGUCUGCUUGUAGAACUUUUACAGCAUGUACAGUGCACACAUAUUAGACCAUUUUCUAACACUGAGGCUCUGUAAUAUACAUGUAACCAUGAAAAAUUAGAGCAUUUAUUGUACUUUAAACUUGUCUUAAGUUUGAUUAGAUUACAUUUUAUCUGAUAAAAUAAUAGGCUGAGGAAAUAUCGGGCAUGGGCUUACUUUCACUUUUGGUUAGACGAAAAGCCAGUUCACUUUGGGAACUAGGUCAUCCCGACAGUGCCGUGUCUGAUGAGGUACGAUGUAGGCAUAUGACUCUAUGAGUGAAGGUACACGUAGCCCUUUGAAAUACCAUUUGGCAGUAAUUAUACGUUAUUUAUAGUGUAUCACGAAAUGAAAUUUGUGAGCAAAUUCGCCAAUGUUUCACUUUCCGUUUCUCGAACAUUACCGAGUUUACAGUAUGCUUCGUUUCAAAAUCGAACUAAAACUAAGUUAUCUUUCACAGGUUCGCCUUUGUUCAGUGUGCAUCACAUGAUAAUUCCAGUCGAUUUUCAUUCUCGUCAUGUUCCUAGGAAAUUGUGACUAAAAGUCGUAAAAAAUGCUUUAGAUGGAAGAAUCCGAUGCACUUUAGGGGCCCUGUUGUUGUUUAUGAGUCCAGUAAAGGUACUGAUCAGAGCGGCUCAUUUUGCUGGGAGCUGGGACGGCAUUGAGCACAUCCUAAAUCAACUUGUUUACCAUCUCGGUGAUUGGGGACAUUCGGAAUGGGAGUUGUGUGUACUUUUCAUGUUCCUUGACAUAAAAAGCCAACAUUGACCCGUCCUAGACCUGGUUGUCAAAGUGGUUCGAUUGUAUCAUCCCCCCCCCCCCCAACUUUAUUUACAUUUUCACCUGGCCCAGGGGUGCCUGGGCUACCGUGUAAAGAUAGGGCAGUUCCUGGAAAUAACCUGCUGACACAUUGUGAAUAUUAUUAGAAUUGAUUCAAAACAUGGUUACAUCAUGACAAUGACGUCAUUCAUCAUGGCCAUUCUAUGCAUCCUUGGCUGUCAAUUCAUAUCUAAAUUCAGAUUACUAAUAAUAACCACUGGUUAGUUAUGCAAAUUGUAUUAUUUGUCAACAUAUACCUGGUUGAUUGUGUUCUAUUGAGUAAUGUUUGUGGGAAUAAGAUUUAGAAACCACAUUUGAGUGGAAUUUCCCCAAAUCCUGACCACAGCGUCCCCAAGUUCAGUUGGGUGAAUGUUUACACGAGAGCUUCAAAGCUGUGUCAAGGCCAUUCAAUAGAUUUCUCAGAAAGAUGAUAAUUACGAGGUAGUUGUCAUGACAACUGUAUCCCAAGCAAUGCCCAAGGGUUUUAUUGAUUCUUCAUGAAUGGGUACAGUGUUUGAUUAGAUCUGAUUGCCAAGGGCAACCCUUGCCGACCCAGUAACCUCAUUUCCGUAUCCAGAUAUAGGACUGUGAACAAGCGAAGGAUAUUCAUGGCACAUCCGUGACCUUGGGGGAAGGAUCCUUUUGUCAUUAGCCAAAAGAAGCCCUUCUUUUGCCAGUGUAUUAAUAAGGCAAGGGUGUGGUGAAUAACGACAGGCGGUAUUUCAGAAAGGGGAAUAAUGGCCAAUGUUGCAGUUUUGUAUGAUCAGUUUGGGAACGUUUAUUUUGUGAAUCCCUAUUCAAAAGUCAAGUCAAAAUGUGAUAAUAAGUAAAAUCGGUAUGAUUUUGGUUUUCUACUCGGUGAUGAACUUUUAAGUGGUAGAAUAUCUGUUCCCACUGGACUCUGUUGACUGAACAGCUCCCACAAAUUAGUCAAAAGACGAAAAGUCGACAGACCUUUAAAAAAUACAAAACCUGAUUCUUUACAUUAUCUGAAAACUGUCCAAGCAAGCUCUGUUGUUGACCCUCAGGCUCAGAAAGAGCCAUCACCAAUAGAUCACCGUCUGCGAUAAACGGUGCUUCUGUUUAUAAAUCUGCUUGAUAUUUUGUUUGCGAUAUAUCAGAGAUCAGUCCCCUUUGUGAUUGGAUCUCUGACAGAAACAACUGAAAGGAGAAUUCUUCUGUUGCUUGACUAGUUGCCUCUGGGUGUAACAUUUUCAGGAAUAGCGUCAGGUUCAAAAAUUGAGAGCACGAUUGGGUCGCCUGGGAAUUAGCUCUAAGUAGAAAAAGAAUGAUUAUAUACGUACACUGUGCAGAGUAUUUUUGUCAAAAAGUUCUACAUGCAAAUUAUUUAUUGGGAUAAACACUACUUGUAGCAACUUGAGAACUGUAAUGCCUAGCUAUAUUUUGAUCUUUCUUAUGCAAAGUACUUGGUCUUAUUUCAUACCUAGGGGCUUGUUGUAGGCCUCUUUGAAGCCUCUAAUUUUCACUCAAAAGCACUUUGUUGUCAACCCAAAAUAGCGUCAUUCCUGCUUGUUUUCGUGUUGACCCUAAAAUCAUGAAAUCCCUCAGAUUAGUGAUUAGUAUCGACAAUAAUAACUUGCUGGUUAGGUUUUUAAAAAAGAUAACUCGGUCAUUUUAUAUUGACUGACAACCCCCCCCCCCCUAAAACACACGUUACAUGCACUUUAGAUGAAGAUUUUCAGAAGAGUUUUGCCCCUCCCCCCACAUACAAAUCUGGUUUGAAAUAAGACCCAUGGACCUAACUUGUGUUGCAGGGAUAAUUUCUCCAUCUCCAAGAUCUCUCUUGGAAGGUCUGUCAGGUCUAAUAGUUCACUUUUACUUAAAAGAUGUCAUGCCUUAUCAUAGCUUCAGCAUUUCAAUUUUUUUCCUUUUGUCAUGUUUAUACUCUGUAAAAUUAGUGGUGUCCUUUGUGACUGAAACAGUGUAACAUGACUAAGUGUUGUCCUAGAGUAGAAUUUCAAGUGUAAGUGAAUGUCAUUAGGUAUUUCAGUGAUAUUUUCUAACAAAAGUGUUCAAAUCUUUGGUAAAUCUCUUUGGCCGUUGAUUGUUGCCGAAACCGUUAGAAUUUACCAUUUCAGUCAUUCUAGUCCAGUGCCUGUGACAUUAGCAUAUCGUUACGCAUACUUUGAUCAUGUUAUAUCAUAAUCAUAAACGCACAAGUGUUAUUACGUGUUGCAAAUGUUUCCCACAGCAGAGUGGAGAUUUGGAGGCAAAAUUGUGGUGUAAAAAAUAAUUUAGUCUGUUGAUUGAAGGAAUUUGCGUUUCUCACCUCCACCCUUGAUUCUGUAACUUGUGUUAAUAUUGGAUUAUUUGCGCUGAUUUAUUUUUGUGAUAAUACAAAAGUUGGGGGUGUUGAAAAGAAGUGUGGCUGUGAGCUUGUCUUUCUUUGAAAAGGGAGGUAGAAUCUGUGCUUAAAUGCUCCCUCUAUGACCAGAUAAAUGAACUCAGAUUAAACGUUGAAAAAUGUCAAAAGAAAAAUUUCGGAAUUCAUGAUACAAGAGAUUGAGAUCGGGGUGGAUGGUUCAGGAAAUCGAUUCUUUAAAUUCAAGCCUAUUAUUACUUGAUGUGCAUUCAUCUGAAAAUAUCAGUGAGCAGUUGAUUUGUGUAAUUGAUUUAGAUUUUAAUACUGGAAAAGUGAUGAGCAGUUUGCAUUUUCCCUCAAGUGAGGUUUCAACAGUUUCAUUGCGUUUCAGGUGUUUGCAACCUCAAGGAUAAUAUCGUCGCUAUGUAAGUCACGUACAAUAAUUGCUCAGGAAAUAUCAUUGAGCCAUCAACUUUCAGCCUCUAUCUUGGCAGCGUUGGAGAUCAGGUGUUAGGACCAGGGUUUGUGAUUGAAGAAGGCUCAAAAACUAAGGCAAAUCUCUUUGACAUAAUCUGAUACAGAUGGUGUCAUUCUGGUACUGGUAUACUGUUGCACAAGUUUUCAUAGUGUCCGAAAAGAAGGUGUAGCCUAUUGGCCUUCUCAGGGCGCUGCACAGUUGGGUUACUGACUUUGAUACUGGUAAUUAUCAUACCUCAUAAUCUUGGUCCUGGUCGUUAGGAGAAAAUCAUGAUUGAAAAACUCAACAUAUUGUACUUCAACCUUGUCUGUGAAAAUAUUCUCUGAAAAACUGUAAAUAGAAAUUGAUUGUGUGGUGCUAAGAAGUUGUGAAGGGCAGCAGUUCAAGUUGUAACUAGAGAAAAAAAAUAGUAAAAGCAGUUAUAUAACAAUUUUACUCUAUGUAUAUUUAGAAAUUCUUCUUGUGAAUGUACUGCUCUGUUCUAUAAGAUCUAUUGUAUGUAAUGAUAGUGUCUUGUACAAUAUUGGUGUGUCCGAUAUCAUACUGUGUGUAAAAAUUGACAUUUUCUUUUGCAAGAAAAUUAUGUUUAUAAUCUGAAAUGACUUCAGUGUCAGAAGUGGAUGAAUGCUAGAGAUGAUACAGGAACUGCAUUUUGAAUAUGCCACCAUUAUUCUCGUAAAAAAGUGUGGGAAUCUCUUUUGAGGUCACAUAACAAUACUACUGUUUAGAAUAUGUGACUCCGCCAUGUUAUGAAUAUACCAGCCUAAACUUCCAAUGACCCUUUUUGUAAUGCAGACUGGAGGCUAGCUAUUUCAGUAUUAGUCAAGGCACCUUAAUGUGCUUCGACCACAUGUAGCCUAUUCAAUAACUGGCGAACAAAAUGUUCAAUGCUGUUUUUCAUAUUUCAUAUCAUGAAUUAUAUUAUGUUUGAAAUGAGCUGGCGAUAGGCAUAUUGUACUGUAUUCAAUGAGCGUAAAAAUAGCUAUUCAGGAAAGCUUUUGCCAGUAUCUAGGGCAAAGAGAAUUACAGGUCCGUAACACACUGCCUUCCAUACAGAACCAGCACUGCAUAGAACAGCUGGUAAAGUCAGGGACGUGUGGCUUUUAAAGGGGCCCGUGAUGGGUUGAUUCUUCUGUGUUCUGAUCUCGGUGUUCAGGGGCAGUAUUGAUUAUUUGGACAAGGGUAAGGUUCAAUAGGCAAGGAACUGGGUCAGUUUUAAGUUUCAAGAACAAUUCUGGUAGUGAUAAGACCAGAGUUUUAUGCUGAGCAGAGAUCCCAACCAAGUGCGGUAAACAUGAGUAGGCUGUAGCGUGUGAUGGGCUCCGUCUCCCUUGGCCAUGGGCAAAGUUUCAAGGCCAAAACUCUUAUCUCUCAGUUUCAGUUGGCCUAUCAUUCCUCCUAUGUCGAAAAAAGCUUCUGCAGGCAGUCCUGAUGCAAGUUGGGAGUUCACAUGUGAUGAGGGCAGCUGUUACACAUACAAUUGACCACUCCAUUCAGGACACCUCUCUAUUAAGGACAGCACUUGUCAGUCGGCAGGGUGUCCUUAAUAGACAGGUUUUACUGUAUAUGAGGCCGGUAACGGUAGCCUGUUGCGAGGUUCAGUACCGGUAGAUUAGAACAUGUUCCACCAAAACGAAAAAACGUUUCACUUUUAGGCCCUCCAAUUCAGGCUUUCAGCUAUUGAGCCGAAUAUCUCGUAAGAGCUUUGUCUGGAUUUUUACAUUGCUUCAUUACUCGUUGUUUGAUUUAAGAUUACCAGCUGUGACACUUAAUGCUGACAUUUCAUGAACUUGAUUUUGACCCAGGCCCUUACAGUAAAUUACAUGGGCAUGCAUAUAAGCCCAUCGAUAAGGUUUUAGGUCGCCAAAAAAUAUGGUUUUCUGUCGGCACACAGAAACUGUUCUACAUGCAUGUAAAUACCCCAAUGUUUAUGACAGGUCAAUGAGGCCUGCACCUCUGGUCAAAAUUGAUCAUGGGGAACAAAGCCUGUGUUGGUAGCUUUGGUCAGAAAUCAACUGGUGUUGUGAAGACAUUGAAUUUUUGGUCGCACAGGGCAAAUGGAGGUUGCUUUUGCCACUGAUUCUCUGUUGAUUAUGUUAUCCAAGUCCUGAUUGUCAUAUGCUUUGAAUGAGAUGAGGUUAUAAGACCGACUUUUCUUGAAGUACUGCUUGUCAAUGCCUGAGCAUGAGGACUUUCUUAAAGACUCCAACAAACAAGUAAAACCACAGUCACUCAACCGCAAACCAUAAUUAAGGCCUAACUGUAGUGGCAUGCAACAAAAUGCACACAAGGGCAAAUGCAACAGGAGACAUAAUGUUUUUGCACCACCUCUUCUAUGCAUGUAGGCUUUCAGUUGAUUCUGCAUUGGCCUUGGCUUUCUUGAAUUGGCCUGAUUUUUGUUUCCCUGGAUAGCUCCAGAUAGGUGAACUAUCUAGGCUAAUGUGACCACAUGGAUGUACUUUCUUAUAGGCCAUGGGCCUAGUGUAUUCAUUGAUGAGGGAAGCGGUUUUGUGAGUGCACCCGGUGCAAUAUUUACCCCAGCUACUGAUCCAGUAUCAAUGUUUUGCUGUGCAAUGAACACCAACUAGUUACUGGCCUGUGAAAACAUCUUUUUUCAGGGGGUGGGGGGGGGGGGAACACUGCAAGUGGAGCCCAAUGUGCUGGACAGGAUUUGUUUGACUCAUUGAAGCACUCCCAGUCUUGGUGCACACAUGAAGUGUCAGAGCUAUCUCAGUUUGAUUUUAAUCAAAAUUGCGCCCUCUCAACUUCCUGUCAAUACUUUUGUACGCAUUUUGUCAAUACUUUUGUACGCAGUGACAUUAUUGUGUGCUUGAAGGUACUCCAAGGUGAUAGGUGAUUGCAAUUGCAAAAGGCCUAUAUGAUGCAAGUAUACUGAUAUAGGGCCUACUGUCAGUGGUGGAAUUCUUCAUUGAAGAGUCUUUGAGGAGCUGCAUCACCUUGCUCUUGAGAAACAAAUAAGCCUUUCAAACUGGUUCUCCGGCCUUGACACUGACUUUUAACUGAUGCGGUUUUGCUCCAGCAAUAAAACAUGCGCAGAUUAACACUUGACACUCGAGAAUGGAUAAGUGUUGGGUCAAAUUAGUGCAAACUUGUGAUGUAUGUGUCAAAUACUGCAGUGUUAUGAAGUCGAAUCAUUUCCUAUUUGGCUGCUGGUCCAUGAAACAAAGUUUCAGUGUCAUAUUCAAAGCAUCAUCUUCACAAACGCUUGCACUUAUUAAGUUCUCUUCUCCUUUAGCCUGUUCCUGUGGAGAAUUUUGAGUCGGGUAAUCCGUAAAUAAAAGUCACUGUUAUGGGUCGACGAGCAAUACUGUUGAUUUUGUUCGCCAGUUUCUUGGCGGUUAACAGGAUUUUGAAAACUUGGUCUUGAAGGUACAGCUCUGUGUACUUGAGCGCGCUCAGGCUACUUUACUCUUGCCGCAGGAUGUCUCUUUCAGUGAUGGCGUCAUCUCACCGCCUGUCUCACUGCCUGUCCAAAAGAAUGUUUUAAACUGUCUAGACAGGAUGACGCAUACCUUUGUUGGCUUUGCUUCCCUACAAACUAUGAGGAAAGUGAGAACGUACACUGACUGUUCAAAGAGCGCCUGAAUCAUGGUGUUCUCAUUGUCUUCUUAAGUUUCCUUGCUGGUUCUUACGUUUGCCAACGUGGCUCAGCGCUGUACCUGUAUUCUUCCUAGGUAUCUUCAUGAAGAGGAAGAAGAAGACAAGUGAGCCCAGUGAUUUGUGAUACACAGUGGAACCUCUCUAUUAAGGACACCCUCGGGAUUGACAAGUGCUGUCCGCAAAAGAGGGGUGUCCUGAUUAGAGAGGUCAAAUUGAAUGGCAACGACAAAUUUGGGACCAAAGCUAGUGUCCUUAAUAGAGACGUUGUCCUUAAUAGAGAGGUGUCCGCUAAGGGAGGUUCCACUGUACAAUCUUGUCACUCUCUCUAUGAAAAUGGCAGCCUCCAUUUUUGGCGGGAAUGGCCAGACCCAUAGCAGCCAUAUGCAAGCUGAUAUCCACUAAGAAGUUUCUGUGUUAGUUUAUAAAGUUCACUAAGAAGAGCAGUGCAUCUCAAAUCAACUCACUCUUUAAGUUUUGAUAUCAACUUUACUGGUAGCUCUCGUCGCUGUUGUCAGGUAGACAUGCAAAAAUCAACGGGGAAAACAAAAAACUAAAAAGCGUUCAUCUUUUGUCCAUUGUGCAGCUGUUUCUGGGGCUGAGUUCUCACUUGGAGUGCAGUGACCCAGUGACCUAGUGGAUGUGCUCCCGAUCAAGGUAAGGCUGGAAAGACUGAAUUUUCAGUUUCUUGUCUUGAAUGAUGGUUUUCAAGACUGAAAUUGUUGUGACCAUUUCCGAUGUGCAAUCCUCCCAUAUGGAGCAUUUAGCCAAUAUGAUGCUCGCUUGAUUCUCAGCUGGAGGUGGUCUAUCUCUCAGUCUUACUAAAUAUUUGAAAUUAGGAAGACUUGGUACACUGGCACUACUUGACAAGCGUCACAUCCUGCCCUCCCCCCCCCCCCCAGACCUACAGUGGAACCUCCCUUGGCGGACACCAUUCGAUCAAGGACAACCUCUCUAUUAAGGUCCCGAGAGUGUCCUUAAUAGAGAGGUUCUACUGUAUUUCAUCCAGUCAUUUUAAUACGUAAUGCGCAUUGGACCAUCAAGAAAAAAGAAAUUGAUAAGUUAAAAACACUACUCAAAAUCCUCUUUGCUAUUUCGUAUUGUGAGCUGAGUUGGGCACACAGUUUUGAGGCUUUUGUUAUGAAGUCUUUCAAGUGUACUGUAUUUACAGUCACUUCAGGUUUAAAGUUUGGCUGCACUGAAAAAUUCAUAAUUUUUUGUUCCAUGUUUGUUCAAGAGCUUUGUGGUCAUAUGUCACUGAAAGCUGUGUGUAAUUCAUCAUCUGCUUGGUAGUGCUUGAAUGGUCAAUGACUUAUAAUUUAUAUCUAGGUCAGGCAGCUGCCAGUAGGGAUCUCUUAACUUUGCCCCCCCCCCACGUUGCCUCCCUGUCGCUAUUGGGUGACUUCAGCCUCUCAGUGAGGGGCAGUCUUUCACACAUGUUUCUCACUUGGUGGGGUCUUUUGCUUGCCGAGCAUCAGCACCAGGUAAAAGGUGUUUGAAAAUAUUUCUGGAAGAAAGAAGUAAUUUUGGGUUGAGUGUCUUGCUCAAGAACUCAAAUGAACCGGCACGGGUAUUUCUAUUCCUCAGACCCAUGACCACCUCUUUAUAAGCCCAGCCCUCUAACCACAGUGCUAUGGAUCCCCCUAAAAGUCAGAUGUUGUAGAAAGAAAACAGCUCAACUCAUGCAGUCAUGGAAACUCGCAAUAAAAGUUUUAAAAGUGCCUUGUACGAAAUGACAAAAUAGUUCCUGAUAUCUUCUACUAGCAUUUUUUCCGGUUCAAACAUUGUUUCUCACUUUUGCAAGUGAUUCUAAUGAUCUAAAUGUCGCUAUAUGAUGUGCCACUAUCAUGUUUGUGUGCUUUAUGCUAGGCCUACGCAGUUGUUGCUAGUUUAGAAAAGCGUACAGGUAAUGCUUGGCUAUUGUUGAAAAAAAUGUAACAUGUAGAGAGAGUCACGGUAUUAUCUGUCGCCUGCAGUGAUUUGUGUCGAUUGUGAGUUUCACGAGAAAAAUGUUACUUCUCAGCGCUUUCUCAAUAAAGUAUUAAGCAGAGGCAGAGCAACUAUUCUAAGUUCUUUGUUAAAGACGAUAUUUGAGAAGCAGACGCCAAAUCUAAUAUGCGUAUGCUACAUGUAGCGGUGUGAGCUAGCAAUGUUCGCCAAUGGGUAUUACUGCAUCUUCAUAUGAUAUCGUGGCUAUCUUCUUUUAUAUCUCUACUGAUGCUAAACCUUUUAAAAUCUUUAUAAAUUUUGUUGUAAUAUAAUCUGUGUUGUAACGAAUUGUAUCUUUGUGGCAGAGUCUUUAAUUACAGUGUUGGGUUGGCGGCAGCAAUUUCUAAAUAAAAAUGGCGGCCCAUUUUGCCGAAAAAAUUGCCAAUUGAAUUUAUUCUUAGUCGUCCUAUGUUAUGCAUAGCAGACGGGCCUCAAUCAGCUAAAACACGCUAACACAGUAAAGCUACCCUUAUGUAGAUGUACUUUAGUUUCAACGAUCGAUGGCAGUUUAUAUAAAGAUCACAUUUAAGGGUAUAUUAGGAAAGUUAAAUGCACACAUGAUCUUUUGAAGCCACUCAACAUGUAAAGUCGGGCAUUACAAGGGGCUGGUAAAACCAUAUACCCAGUUGUCAGGAAGUCCUGUCCUUGCCCUUUGUAUUGAUUUCGUACUUGACUAAUGAAGGAGUCUAAGAUUGAUGAAACUUUUGAUAUAUGUACAUUUACAUAUAUCAAGAAAGAGUUAUUGUCGCCUGUGGUUUUCAAGCUUCUUUUAUCGCAGAAAGCUUAAAGAAAUCGCCACCGCCAGCCCACGAAUUCGAAUUGGCAGGAACCAUCUGUACAUUCGAUGCAUACGAGUAUAUGUCAGUGCACAGGUGUGAGUCUGGCAAUGUUUUGUUGAAAUGAAAAUUUUAAGUUUUGAAUCUCAUCUGCUGAGCAUCGCAUAGUAUUUUCUGAUGCAAUGAACUCCGGUGACUUUGAUGUUAGGAUCCACUCCCAAGUUUGUCUGUACAUCAGUGUGCGUAAAUCAUGGAAACUUUUUGUCUGGCCUACUUGGAUGAGUUAUUUGAUGGUUAGCAUCUUUGGCGAUAUUAUGUACAUAGCCUGUGUUGUAAAAAUAACCUGUUCACAUGAGGCUUUUCUAUCAUCUGUCGGCCCUAAGUAUCAGAAAAUGGCAUAUAAUCAAGCGAUAGAGGUCGGUCAGAAGACAGUACUGUAUGUUCCAGGGUCACUUAUGUCUAGCCUGCAGUCUGAGCAAGAUUAGGGCAGUCUGGUCAGCCCCACAUCAGUUGUAUAAUUAUCAAUUAUCAACGAUGAUUAAUAGGCCCCUAUCCAUUGCUAAUUCCAUUGGGUCGGAAAGUUGAAGCCCGCCAGCAAAAAAGUUACAUGUAUAAAGGGUGUCAUUUUAUCAUGUGAUAUAACAGGUUUUUUGCAAACAAUUGUUCAUUGAUUAUAGACAAUGAAUAAAUCAGCAUGUCCUGUUUUGUGGACAGUUAUGAAGUGAAACAGACGUUUGAGUGUAUGUAUUGUAAAGCAGAGGGUGGCCUGUUUAGAUAUGAUGUAAUGUGUCUGAUCAGUCCCCAACCAAAUGGAAAGGCUUGCUUGGUAGUCCAGAGUUGACCUUGACAUUAUGUCUGCCUUGACUUAUCUGGGCCAAUAACCAGUCCAAAGUAAUUUGGUGACGGGCUGCAUACUUGUUCAAAAAGUAUUCAAUUGGAUGGUAGUGAGUGCAAUAAUACUAUAAGCGAUAGGUUUAGUAGAUACCAGGAAUCUAUUAUCGCAGGAAAAAGCUUUAAAGAUACACUUUUUACUUCAUAACAUGUCUGGUGUCAAGAGUAUAAUCCUGAAAGUCAUUUAGCCUUUCGGGCCUUCUCGCUAUUUGUACAGUUUAGAACGUCAUAGUCAGUGUUCUGUAUUGAGAGUGGCUGUACUAAUAUUGUUGAAGAUGUAAGCUCUUUGUUUCCUGUCAACCUGUCCAGUGUAGUUGUCAUGCAGUUCUCAGUAUUGUUGUUCACAGAUUCGUGUGGACAUUGGUUAAAGGUAUACGCCAUUCGUUAUAAAAUUUUGAAUUGGUAAUUGAAUUGAAAAAUGUCCAAUUGUGGAAAGACGCACUAAAUGUAAAUUUCAACAUUGCCGUUGUGUAGACUGAUACACAAAUACUAUGAAUACCAAGUUUAAACAAAUUUACAUUCACAAUAACUGCACUACGGCAUUGUGUACUAGUGCAUUUCUAUUUAACUGGACCACAAGUAAUUACGAACGGUGUACCCCUUUAACCAAACUGGCAUGCAUGUUAUAAAAUCUAAUUAGGAACAGGAAGCAAUUGAAUGUAUUACGAAAGAAAACAAUUCUGUCUUGGUCUAAUUGGAAUGAACUAGAUGAGUUAGUUCAAUUUUGACUGGAAACUUCCGUCAUUGGAAUAUUUUAAACAAUUUAGUGAGCGUCGAUAGUGUUAGAUCGUAAAAUGGCAGUAGGUCACUGCAAUAUUGGGCUAAUGCUAGCCAUACAUGGCCUUAAGAAGACAUUCAUUUGUUUUCCAUGUUUCCACUUUCUUAAAAAUUCUGUUUCUGUGCCAAACUGUCCUCAUUUUGGCAAUUCUUUUGUCCACUCGCCUUAUUUUUCACACAGGUUGAAGCUUUAUGUUGUAUAUAUAAUGCUGGUAACAGUCCCAGCUUAUUUCAAGGUUUUAAAGGUAGUAUAUUACAGGCAUAAGGUCAGGAAUGGGCAUGUUUUUAGCAUGUCACUUGUCCUAUUUCAGCUUGAUUCUGUGGCACUGAAGACCAGUCACCGAAAUUCAGUGAUUUUCACAAAAACAAACUAAACCUCGUGCCUAUGUAUUCUACCUUUUCAGUGUUCAAAUACUUGCCAUACAGACACAUUUUGUACAUUAAGAACUUAGGUAUGAGUAUGACAAAAUGUAUUAUAUAGCUCACACAAUUACGGUAUCUGCAACAGCUCAGGAUAUAUGAACAUUACUGACAGCUGCAUUUUUGAGUCAUUAGCUAUCAUUCAAUAUACAUCGUCAUCAAAUGUAGUUCUAGGGCUGAAUGAAACGUCUUCGACUUUAAUAACAAAGUGCAAAAAAAAAGUUCUUGGAGUCGCUGCAGUCAAGCACUUGCAAAAAUGAUGUGCCUCGGGGUAAAGAAGUUGUCUUGAUGUAAUAUACGAUCUUGUGACAUUGCACAAUGUAAAUGGUGGCCUGAGUGCAGGUUUUUUUACGGGAAUGGCCCGCAAAGUGACAUGGUAUCUGCUCAGGAGUUUCUGUGUUGUUUAACUGCUCACAAAUACAGUAAUGAAGAGCAGUACAGCUCUAAUCUACUUGCUAUUUCACUUCAAAACAUGUUCUUGUGCUUUGUUGAUUUGGACUUUCGGUCGAAGUUCCUUUCAAAAUGAACUCGCAACAUUCUUCAUGUUGAGGGAAGAAUUUAUUCCAUGCGUUUUAAAAGCUGUGUCAUCAAAUAUUGUACUUGCAUGAAUUACCCCUACAUAUCUUUUUGCACUGAGUCAACCUCUUGAAUCAAGAUAAUAGCACACAUGCAGGAUGCGAUUGAUUUUGUUUAGGAAAUGCUUUUCAGUCCUUCAGCUUUCACAUUUCGUUUUUGAGAGUAGUUUGCAUAGAGAUGGAUGUGCCAUAUGGGUGUUCGUGCCACAUGUGCAUACAGUCAUAAAAGUAUGAAAUAUUCAUUCUGAUGCAUAUUCCAAGGAAAGAAUGUGAUGAGUCCCUAUCCUGAAUCAGAGGCUUUUAAACUAAUGAGUUUGAAUUUAUGCCUCUUUGUGCUUAUUUGCAUGACAUCAGAAAAAAUGGUUUGAAAGAUUUGGCGAUUAUUGAUGUAACGAAAGCCAUCCAAUCUUGACCGAACGGUAGGGCUUAGAGUCAUCUACUGUAAUGGUCUAUCAUUCAUACAUGAAAUUAGGCCCUUAUGGUGUAAAUGCCCUUUGGCUGGCUUAGAAAAGCCCCCACAACUACCAGUAACAGCUGUUAGGUGGCCAGACUUUGACUACAGACUCUUUGAAAGUUGUCUCGUUAUGAUAAAACAUAUUCAUAUCUUGAAUCAAGGAAAUUUUGAUGGCACUAUUGAUUGCAUCAGCUAUGUUUUUCUGUUUUCCAAGUAAAUGUUUUGUUGAGAGAAACUACUCCCCCAGCAGAUGGGCACCUGGCAUUGUAUUUUGAGACUGGUGUUUCCUUGAAUGCACUGAUUACACCAAGUCUGAUCGAUCGUAUUGAGUUUUGGAAGAAUAUCGUCUGUUCAGUGGAAAGCAUGAGUAAACAUGCAUGAAAUGUCAUUGAACUCUGACCCUCAUUUGAAUAUGGAUGAAAUCAAUCUAUUCCAGGAAAGUACUGUAUUCUCCCAGACUUAUUUUAUGGCUCGGCUACUGUGUUCCGGGAAGUACAUGUUUUACAUACCGCCAGUCAUGUGUUGUCUGGAUUUCUUACCAUGCAUCAUUGGUGACCUCAUCAUUGUUGUUGUCUUGGAUGACCUCAUUAUUAUCGUCUGGUGUGUCAAUGUACUUUUCCGCAGUACUGGGUUUACGAUAACGGGAAGGUGUCGAAUAUCCCCCUUAAAAACGUGCGAUAUUAUUUAAGUUUUCGCAUGAGGUAGUUGUGUUGGAGUUUUAAACCCAGGGCAAGAACGCCCGAGAUUAUGAUACUAAAAUUCCUCGCUGUUCGAAAGUGUUCUGCCGACAUAGUCGUCCAGUGAUCACGACACAUGAUUGGUCGGAUUCCGAUCGUACGGUUUUUGAAUGUGCAUCUCUUAACAUAAUAUGGUGGGGUAGUGGAAUCUGCUGUUACAGACAGGUCAAGUCUAUACAGAGAGUUGUCAGAAUCAUGGUGUAUGUUUUCUGAUGCAUUCAAGAAUCGCCCAACCACAGCAGCUGCAGCCAGUAGUAUAAAUUCAGCAUAAUUUUAGCCAAAACAAUAGUUUCACACUGUUAUUUUUCUUUUGAAUUUCUUUUUGGCAUGACGCACUUAGUUUUUGUGUUGUGUUUAUUUACAAAGGUUGUAUUUUUACAAUGUUAACAGAAAAAGAGAAUAUAUUUUAUAAUAUUUUGGGGAUUUCUCGUGAAUUGUGCAUAAUGCCUAUGUAUUGAAGAAUUAUCGAUUAAAAAAAGUGUUUACAUAAGUGGCUUUAGCAUUGGAAAAUGGACCCAUUCGCAAAAAUAAAUAACUCAAAAACUGAAAAUGAUGAUUUUGCAAACAUGUAUGUAGGGUCAUGAAAAUCAAGGGUUUACAGUAUAUAACUGUGCUGGUAUGGCAUAGGCAUUGUCUACAAUGACAAGGAACCUCAAAAUGGCACAGACCCGUAUGUUCUUUUCAAGGGGCUGACUUCACGAAGGGUUAAUUGUCACUCUACAAAAGACAAGUAGGUUUGCAAUAGUAGUGAUGAAACUUGAAUGUUAGAAUUUAAAAGCCGUUUAACCACCAAUGCCUUUGUGAAUUCAGCUCCUUAGUCCUAGUGUUGGAUCGAGAACCCUGUAGUCUGUGCAUUCUGUGUACGCCUUUUCCGGUUUUACUUCGGACGGAAAAAGGCACCAAAUUAGCAUUUUAACUGCCCCGUGUCUGCUCUAUAUUUCGCUCAUGACUUCUGAAAAGCAGAGAUCAAAUAUCUGUAAGCGAUCUUUGUUUUUUCACUCAUUAUUUCAUUACCAAUGGCCAGUAUGAUAUGAAUACUUAAAAUGUGUUUUAAUUUGCUCUUUUUGCGGAGCAUAAUAUUUUAAAUAAACUAUGUCAGUAUUGUUGGUGGAAAUGUAGGCCUAUGUAUGUUUGUACCGGUUUGUAUGCAGGUUGGGACUCAACUGGAAUUGGUUGUUGUUGAGUUCCAAUCGAGGGUCGACCAUUUAAUUCAAAAGGUUCACAACAGCUUGUCAGAGUGUUCUUUUGGAAGAAAGGUUCAAUGCAUGUCAUGUACCCUUUGUAAUAUGAUAAUUGGUGCAGCCCAACAGAGGUAGAAUGGGUCGUUAUGACAUGACACAGCAGCGGCUGUUGAAAAUAUAUCCGCCCAAUUGUAGGGAGGGUAUGUGUUCAUCGUCUCUGACUUGAUCUUAAGCUGUUGUGGAAUGGGUGAAAAUGGUCAACUUGAUUUUGCAUAUUUACCUCAUUGUGUGGUGGUGUGCCUUCUAUUCCUAUUGGUGUUUGGUUGUAGAGUGUGUUAUGUUUUUUCACAUCAAGUUUACUGAGAACGUAUGUUGUGCAUCAUUUACAACAUUCAAUAUAUAAACCGUUCUAGUAGACCUGCGAUGAAAAAAAUCCUCAAGCGUAGAGAGGUCGCUUGAAUGAAAAUUGCUAAUUCAAAAGUUGCAGAAAUUAUAAAUUUCAUUUUGCCAUGUGUUUUCGCGUAGACAAGCUGGUUUCAUCGCCAACUUGACCCAUUGUGCACUUCCAAUGAAUUCAAUUUGUACAUAUGUCGGGAUAUUUGCCAAGUAUAUUACCUUGUGUAUUGUUAAAUGAUUUUAUACCAAACUUGUAUGAUUUGUCGGAACUACAAUUACUACUGUUCCAAUGUAUACUCACACGUUGAGAAUAGUUUGAAUUAUUAAACGAUCAACCCAGUAAUUGUCAUAAUUCAUAUUAGCCAGGGUGCUCGUGCUUGGCUGGAGAGAUGAGAUGUGGUUGGACAAUGUUAUGGUCUCAGGAAUGUGUCGGAGACUUAGUCGCUCAUCAUUCGGACAUCAAUGGGCAUUAUCGUUGUAUAGAAUGAUGUUUAAAUCAUUUCCUUUCAUUAUAAAGAUCAUGGUUAUUAUUAACUGCAUGUGUGGUGCAAAUGUAAUUGUUUUCCAUGUAAAAGCUUUUGUAAAUAAAUAAAACAAAAUAUUUC